UAUUCCGUUUGUGUUGCAAGCGUGCGUGCGCUCGGCUUUUUUUUUGGUCUUUUAAUUAUUACUUGACGCGCUUGAAAUUCAAUUGUGGUUCGUUCAACUGACGCGCGAAGUGAUUGUAAGUGUACUUAAUAAAAAAAAUAAAUAAAACCAAAAAUUGCAGUUCGUAAACGUUGGCAAAUCGAAAAUGAAAUAAUAAAAGCGAAAAAUGCAACGAAAAUGGCAUUGAACGAAGACGAAAGAGAAGAAAAGUGAAAAGCAAUUUUUCUGCUACGCUUGAGAACCGAAACGCGACGAAACGAAGAAAACAACAAUUGUGUGUGAGACGACGACGACGGCGAAGAAGCGAAUAGAGAAAAAAAGAUCAUGCGUGCUUGACGACGACGACGACGUCGAUAAAUGCGGCCGGGGGAGGGGUGAUAACUAGUGCCAAACAAUGCAAGACAGACAACAAAACAAACAGCAACAACAACAACAACAAAAACAGUAAUAAUAAUAAUAAUAAUAUUGAGAAGCAGCAGCAACAGAUGAUGAUGAUGAUGAUGAUAAAAGAGAGCAGCAACAACACAAGCAGUAUUUGUAUUUCCACAUAAUUAUUGACAACGUGCAGAGCAAGCAAAGAGAGCGAACAAGUAAGAAGAUAUACAAGAAGUAGGAAGACAAGCAAUAAGAAGCAGCAGCCACAACUCUGUCUGGCAUUCAAAAUAUGCGCACACAUACAAACAAACAAUCAUAGCACUGCCUUGAAAGCUCAACAAGUUGAAACGAAAAAGAAGGCCAGAAGGAGACAGCAAACAGUGAAGACCUACUUUGCCAAUUUGCCAAAGCGCAACUGACAGUGAUAGAUAGCUUAGAUAGCUAAAGUACUUUGUGUGCAUUGUGUGCUUAAAGCUUUACUUACACGUCAAACACAAUGCAAAGCUUUUGUCUAUUACUGCUGAUCGCGCAGCUUGUCUGCAGUCAGGAAGCGAUAACAACGACCGAGGACACUUUAACCAUAAGCUCCACAUCCACCGCAGCCAGUGUGACCAACGGUGAUCGCCUGCAACCGCCGCCGCGUGUCACGCUGAACAAGUGUUGCCAUGGCGGGGAAUAUUUAAACAGCAGCUCGCGGAUUUGUGUGGCCGGCGCCUCCAAGGAUUGGGUGCCGCUCGUCUUUCUCAUACAGCAGCGACGCUUCUUUGAGCCCGAAGGCUCCAAGCCGCGCUUCGUGAAAUUCGUGCCCAAUGUGCAGCCCCAGUGUGACGAGCAACAUCAGCAAUUGGAGCUGUUCCACACCCGAAGCGCCAAUGUGCUCAUCUUCUCAAAUGGAACGUUAUCGGUGCGCGAACGCGACAUCCUCGUCCAGCCCGCCAACUAUUGUGUAGAUCGCUUUGUGGCGCUGGUCUGCGUAGAACGCGAUGCGCCAUUGCCCAUCCAACAGAAGGAACGUCAACCGGGUGACGAGUCUCAACAGGUGGCGCCACCACCACCGCCAACGUUGCGUCUGCGCAAAUGCUGUGGCAAGCGUGGCAUAUACAACAGCAACAUUAAAAGUUGUACGCUGCAAACAGCAGCGAGCGGCAGCAGCGAUGCAAACGGACAGCUGCAAUUGGAGCCACAGUUGCCAUGGGGCAGCUAUCAAACCAGCUACGGACUCCCGGAGUGUCAUCUGGGGAAUGGCAGUGCGUAUGCCAUUGCCGGGGAUUGGCAUGAGGCAUCAUUGAAUCGCACAACGGGCGCCCUGCAACUGCAACUCACGAAUCUGAGCGCGUUGCAAUAUUGUCUGGAGCACACGGAACGUGCCGGCGAGGUGAAGAUCAUUACGUGCAGUCAGCAUUUCGGACAGGACACCAACCAGGCUCAAUAUGCGGAUGAUGUCUCAAUACUCAGCGUGGGCAUCGUCAUAUCGAUUGUGUUUCUGGCGGCCACAUUGGUGGCCGGUUACAUGUUGCCAGCUGUGCAUCAUGCGCUCCACUGGCGCUGUCAGAUCUAUUACGUCUUCUGUCUGCUCCUCGGCAAAAUCCUGUUGAUUGUGGAGAUAAGCCGAGCCCUGGAACCGGGGACGAUGAGUUGCAUGCUGCUGGCCAUUGGCAUGCAGUUCUUCUUUUUGUCCGCCUUCUUUUGGCUAAACACCAUGUGCUUCAACAUCUGGUGGACAUUCCGGGACUUUCGUCCCAGCUCCCUGGAGCGCAAUCAGGAGACACUACGCUUGCGUUUGUACUCCGCCUAUGCCUGGGGUGUGCCGCUCUUGAUAUGCGCCAUUGCCGCCUGUGUGGAUCAGUUGCCCGAAACGGAGACGGCGCUGUUGCGCACCGGAUUCGGACAACCGUAUUGCUGGUUCGAUAAUCGUGCGGCGAUCUUCGCGUACUUCUUUGGACCGAUCGGAUUGCUGUUGUGCGCCAACAUAAUGCUCUUCAUCUCGACCACACAUCAGUUGACCUGCGGUCUGUGGAAGCGCGACGAUGUCAAGUCAACGUCGGAGAAAUCGGCAUUGGGUCGCGUCUGCCUCAAGCUGGUUGUAGUAAUGGGUGUUACAUGGAUAUGGGAUAUUAUCUCGUGGCUGGUGGGCGGGCCCAAUGAAGUGUGGCUAAUGACGGAUCUGAUCAAUGCCCUGCAGGGUGUAUUCAUCUUUAUUGUCGUGGGAUGCCAGCCGCAGGUGUGGACCGCCUGCAAGCGCAUCUGUUGUCCGCGACUCACGCACGACAUCACGAACACAACGAAUGGGGUGCAGCAUUCGAGCAGCUCGCAGGGAUUGCCCUCGAUGGCCGGAUGUGGCACCGAGUUUACGCAAAACACCUCGAUGAAUGUGACGACUUUGGCCAGUCCAGAUGAUUCUGCACCUGCAGUGCCAACAUCAUCGCCGCCAAGAACGCCAACACUGAGCAUAGCAAACACCACAACAGCAACAACAGGAGCAACAACAACAACAACAACAAAAAUACCCAUGGAAACUAUUUGCUAAGAAAACUGAGACGAGCGACAAUGCGAAAGUAAACCGAGUCCUACAUCAACAACAACAACAGCAGCAACAACAAAAACAACGACAACGGCAGAAACAACCACAACAACAAUGACAAUGAAACGGGCCGACUACAACAACAUGCGGUCACACUUGCGCAAUAGUAACCGCAACAAUAGCAGCCACCACCACCACCACAACAACAACAACAGCAGCAGCAGCAGCGGGUAAAUUUAACAUUCAAGCACGCGCAUUGAGCGAGCGAAUGAGCGAAUGGCCUGCAACUUCCAACUGCCCAGCCCAGCCCAGCUGGCCAAGCUUAUUUCUUAAUUGGACGCGUUUAUGUGGGCAGCAGACACAACUUGAUCCUGAUUGGGAGCGGCGCUCUUUUACCAAAAUACCGAUGAAUUAUCUGCUUGUAAACACAGCCCGAGUUUAUUUACAUCAGACAUGUUUCUCUCUCUUUCUCUUUCUUUCUCUGAAUGCAUGUGUGUAUGUAAUUUUGUAAGUGUGUGUUUUGUUUUCGGCGCACAGAAAAGCGAAGCGCGCGUUUAAUUAAACAAACAUUGAGCUGGUUAAUAGUUUACUUUGAUAUGCACACACACACACACACAACGAAAUGAAAACAAAAAUACACACACACAGACGUAGAGACGUUUGCAUUUACAUUUAUCAUCAAAAGUUCAACGCAACGAAACUGAUCAAGGUUAAAUGGCCUAAAACAAAAACAACAACAAUAACAACAGAAGCACAAUGAAUGAGAAAUAGAAACACAAAACGUAAACACACAUAAAAAAGAUGCCAAUAAGAAAGCGAGUUUAAUUAACCGAACACACACACACACAGAAAACACUAUAGUAAGACGCAAUAUGCCGUUAGAGUUAGUUAGUCGCUUGGCCCCAAAAAAAAAAGGUGUUACCAGAUCUGUUAAAAAACACGUAGACUCCC
Drosophila nasuta is the source of this 3886-nucleotide messenger RNA. It is a transcript of the gene mthl1, whose product is annotated as adhesion G-protein coupled receptor methuselah-like 1. The transcript has 3 exons. Gene Ontology annotation, molecular function: G protein-coupled receptor activity. Bases 911 to 2941 code for a protein of 676 amino acids. The record is from RefSeq and is a predicted model, not a curated record. NCBI's taxonomy places the organism in Eukaryota, Metazoa, Arthropoda, Insecta, Diptera, Drosophilidae. Gene Ontology annotation, biological process: G protein-coupled receptor signaling pathway; cell surface receptor signaling pathway. Gene Ontology annotation, cellular component: membrane.